UUUUUGGGAAAUGGGCAAGUGCCGGUUUUUUUUCGCGAGUGGGUGGGUAAGUAAUGUCAUUAAAAGUGUUGUAUUUUGGAGUUUGACACCGCUCGUCCGAUUUGUGCAAUGGUGAUGCAAUUCAACAUUCCCAACAUUCAAGUACUUGCCGGUGAUUUUCGUUUCAGAUAAAAUUACUCUAACACUCUAGAGGGACCAUGGCUUCCUACAUGGUAUGGCGGUCUUCGAUUUACUCAACGCUAUUCGUUGGGUACUUUCUCUACUACCUCAACAGAAAAUCGUUUUCAUUCCUGAUGCCGUAUGUUAUCGAAGAGGAAGGAAUGAACAAGAGUGAGCUUGGUGCCAUUACAAGUAGCAUCUCACUAGCCUACACAAUCAGUAAAUUUGCCAGUGGUAUCUUGUCGGACAAGCUCAGCGCUCGUGUCAUGUUCUCCACUGGUCUCAUGAUCGCAAGUCUUCUCGUCCUUCAGUUUACCAGCUUCAACACCAUGAACGCUUUCAUGAUCAUUAUGUUUCUCAACGGGCUGGCCCAAGGAGGGGGUUGGCCUGGCUGCUCCAAAAUCUUAAAAAAGUGGUUUCUACCGUCCGAAUUGGGCCUCUGGUGGAGUGUUCUCUCUACAAGUGCUAACUUGGCUGGAGUGCUUGGACCAAUUUGUCUCGCUGUGGUCGCAAAGGACUAUGGAUGGAGAGGUGCAAUGAACGCAGGAGCAAUAUUAGGUAUUGUGUGGGCUGUCGUGUCGUUCUUGAUGAUCAAAAAUUCUCCAGAGGAUGUGGGCCUACAAACCCUGACUGAUAAAGAUUCACAGAAUAAUAAAGUUGGACCUGCCAAGGUGCAAAGUUCUGCUACAACCCGUGACAUCAUCGCAAGCCCAUUUCUUUGGAUUGUGAGCAUAUUAUUCUUACUAAAUGCCCAUAUAUCCUAUGGCAUCAUGGACUGGGGACAGCUAUUUCUUAUACAGGAAGUAGGAUUCGACAACACAGUUGGGAGUGCCUUUAUGAGUUCUUAUUCCAUCGGGGCGAUUGUAGGAAGCAUAGCGUCUGGCUAUGUCACUGAUAAACUUAUUGCCAGGGCAAGCAAACAAUCUAAAGGGAGCCCUCGAUUUAUAUGGUUCCUCAUCAUGGAGGCUGUCAAUCUACUUUUUAUACACAUGUUCAGGACUGAGGUUAAUUUGGAAACGAGUCAGGUAUUCCUUCUGCUGAUCAGUUUUGUGAUGGGUGUAUGUCAGUACAGCUGCUUCUCUGUGUAUGGUGUUGUAGCCAUUGAGAAUGCUCCAGCUCACCUCUCCGGUACCUCGCAUGCUUUUGCUGGCAUGGCUUGCAAUGUUGGCGUCCUGUUGGCAGGGUUUCCCUUAACCUACCUCGCUGAGAUGUACAACUGGGGAGUCGUUCUGAUGUAUCUGGAAAUCAUGUCCCUGGCGAGUGUAUUUCUUCUGAUCGUAACGAGGAAUGCCGACGCCAGGAUUGGAAAAUCGGCGAAGAAGCUGGAGUAAGGAGCUCAACAGAUAUGAUAACUUCACGAGGAGUCGAUAAUGGGAGGCAUUUAAAAGCCUCCAUUACCCAGGGGCCAAUUUCAUAGAGCUGCUUGAAGAGAAAAUAAUAAAAUUGCUUAGCAAGUUUCUGCUUAGCACAUUUACAGGAGAGCUCCAUCAAGCUCCACAAAAUGAGUUGACAUUUGACCUCAGCAUUUUCUGUGUUCUAUAUUGUAUUCCUAUGUAUGGAACCAUCCAUGGUUGAACAGACCAAAGAAUACUGUUUACAUGUUCUUCAAAGCAGUGGGGUGCCGUGCAUGUCAACUUUUUAAUUUAACAAUUGCCAAAAAUGAAUAUUGCAAUUUUUUUCAGAAUAAUAUUUUUAAUCACUGCCUUUUUCUAAAUGAAAUAAAUCGGAUUAAACUGGUGCCAAUGAGUGUUAGUGUAACAAGCAAGAGGAUCAAAACUUGGAUGCUGCAUUAAGUGUUUGCGUCAAUGUUUAUGCUGUACUAGUUUAAAUAAUAACAAGAAUAAUAAAUAGUGUUUGUAAAGCGCCUUUUACAAAAGUUACAAAGCGAUGUACAGAAACUACGAAUAAACACAAAUAAUAAUAACUUAGCUUAGCAUAAGAAUAAAUGAGUUUUUAACAUGGCUUUGAAGGAUUUAAGGGAUGAAGCCUGAUGGAUGUAAAGAGGUACAUUGUUUCAAUUAGGGUUUUAAUUAACUUUUUCAAUAUUAAAAAAAAAAAUCCAAAAUGACCAGAGAACAGCAAUUGCAUAAUUUUCUUGUUUUUAAAACUACCUAGGCCUACAUGCCUCUGCAUAUUUUUAAGAGAAUUGUGAGAGAAUCGUAAGUUCCUGUACUUUAGAGGAGGUUUCUGAACAGUACACAUGUAUAGAAAUGAUGAUGAAGAUGAUCAAGCUUAAGACGAAACUAUAAAUAAAUAGUGAACUUGCGGGUACAACCAUGUAAAUCUCUUAUGAGUGAGUGUUCGCUCUGAAAAGAGCCGGUAUGGUCUCAAUGUCUUGAACAGUAGGCCUAUACUCUGCUCGUCUUCAGGAAAACAGAGUGGAAUGUACUGUUCGAAUCGUCAAGACCAAAGCGGCUCUUUUGAGCGAACACUCACUCAUAAGAGAUUUACAUACGGUUGUACCAGCAAGUUCACUAUAUUUAUUCAUAGUUUCUUCUUAUUUCUCCACACCAUGCAAAGCUUCGAACAAUACUUAUGAUCAAGCUUUGAUACUUUAACAGUUACUACAAAACGUACAUGUACAUGUCUAUGUAUUCAUCUUUUUGAAAAUCAUGUGUACAUCUUUUGAUUUCAUAGACCUUACGUUAUAUUAAGUUCUGGUUAUUUGUUUAAUUGAUCUUUACGCUGCGGCAGUGUAUGUCUUCCACUUCUCAGCGUAACGGCUUUUUCUUGUGCCAUAGAAAACUGAAAUCACUGUUUAAAGACAUAAAACCUUUCUCGGUGACAAGUAAUGGG
This is a messenger RNA of Asterias rubens (European starfish), 2955 nucleotides long. RefSeq names its product glucose-6-phosphate exchanger SLC37A4-like. The transcript is spliced from 10 exons. Bases 198 to 1490 code for a protein of 430 amino acids. Gene Ontology annotation, molecular function: glucose 6-phosphate:phosphate antiporter activity. Lineage: Eukaryota; Metazoa; Echinodermata; Asteroidea; Forcipulatida; Asteriidae. The record is from RefSeq and is a predicted model, not a curated record. Gene Ontology annotation, biological process: phosphate ion transmembrane transport; glucose-6-phosphate transport. Gene Ontology annotation, cellular component: endoplasmic reticulum membrane.